AUGACUUCCUCACACCCUCCAAAUCUCUACGCCCCAGGGCAAUUUAUGAACCCGGGACCAGCUCCUCGACCUCCUACGGACCGUCCUCGUCUAAACCUAGGUGCCUCAACUGGCAGCAUACCGCAGGUUACCUCAUUUGAUCAGAUGUCCCUCGGACCCAAUUCACCAGCACCAUCUACAACCUCUGCGCCUUACUUCUCCAGCAACAGCAGCUCGCUCUCGCUGAUCAGCAGCAAGUCCCAGUCCAGUACGAAUGUCAUCAAAGAAGGCUACGUUCGUUGCAAAGAGGACAAGUUUUGGGGUGGGUGGAAUCAAAGAUACCUCAUUCUGCGAGAAUUUCGACUUGACUUCAUGAAGAAUGAGCAAGGAAACCUUAUGCACUCCAUCUUGUUGAACACCAUUGCGGGCGUCUCGCGCUCUGAGGAUACACGCAUGGCCUUCGAAAUUACGCGCACUGCCAGUGCCAAAAAAGGCGCCAAAACCAUCACGUGUGAGGUGAGGAACGAUGAUGAAAUCUACGACUGGAUCGACAAAAUCUACGUACGUUGUCCAAAGAUGGGAGGGGUGAGCAAUCCCACAAACUUCAGUCAUCGGGUUCAUGUCGGCUUUGAUCCUCAGACAGGAGGCUUCGUGGGCUUGCCGGUCGAGUGGGAGAAGCUCCUGACUGCAUCAGCAAUCACCAAAGAAGACUACAAGAAGAACCCGCAAGCUGUCAUUGAGGUGUUGGAAUUCUACUCUGACCACAAAAUGCGCGAGCAACAUCCGGAACUCUUUGCUGGUUCCGCUUCCGGGCAAAACGCUCCUGAGAUGUCACAAAAUCGCCCAUUUGGCCUUGGCGGCGUAGGCACAUCGAUCGCACCUCCAAGACCGGCUCCACCCUCCAGGGCAGAAACCUUUCCCACCAAUUACCAAGAGAUCACCCCUCCUAGAUCUGGCAACAAUACUCCUAAGCCAAGCUCACAGCGGGUGCCAACUGACAAGUCUGGCUAUGAUAUGGAAGCUGAUGCAGCAAGGAUCAAGGAGAUUGCCAAUCAAGAACAGCAGAGACGACAAGAAGAAGCUGCUCGAAAGGAAGAACUUCGUAGGGUUCGGGAAGUCCAGCGCAGACGCGAGCAAGACCGUGAGAGGGAAGAAAAGCGUGAGCGUGAGGAAGAACAAGCUCGCCGCGAUCUGGAAGCUUAUAAUGCAUCGAUACCGAAGUCGAGGACACCACUGGCACAGCAAGAGAUCGGCGGCUAUGGAGCAGAUAAUUCCCCAAGCCGUUACAAUCCCGCGAGAGCGGCGCCACAAGCCCCGGGUAGAGAGCGAGACAGGCAGCCGCAAAGCUCAUCCAGGCAGCCUACAACAUCUCAGCGAGCCGCUUCUUCCACCCCCGAUGGUGCCACUAGCACAUCUCGUUCACCGGCCCGUCCCCAUUUUGAGCCAUCCGCUGGUGGUGAUGGGCGAGUUCCGGAUGGAGCCAGACAGGAAUCAUCAAAUGAUGCUUACCGGACAGACCCGCGAAGUCAGCAAUCCCAAACUCGCCACCCUCCAAACGGUAUCAAUGGUGCAACGCAGUCAAGUCGCCUGCCAGCUCCGGUCCAGCAGGUCAAGCCGCUCAAUGUCUCCAACAAGCAGAAUCAAGUCCCCACUAAACAAGCAGCUACUCCUGACGCACGACAGCAAGCCGAGAUUGCUUUGACGACGAAGAAGCCGACGGAGGAGCGAAGCAAGGAGGUUCGCAUGUCGAGCAUGUCGGAAUCCGAAGUCAUGGCGAAGCUCAAGCAAGUCGUGUCGAGAGAUAACCCACUGGAAUCGUACUCGAAACAGAAAAAGAUUGGUCAAGGCGCCUCAGGAUCUGUUUAUGUGGCACGUGUCAAGGAAGGUGCUACGUCAAGCAUAGCACGUGAGAUCUACCGGACGCAAGGUCCAAAGGGGCAGGUUGCCAUCAAACAGAUGGAUCUGCGCAAUCAACCACGCAAAGAACUCAUCGUGAACGAGAUUAUCGUUAUGAAAGAUAGCAAGCACCCCAACAUCGUCAACUUCUUGGACUCGUUCCUCCAAGAGCAGAACAAUGAAUUGUGGGUGGUCAUGGAGUUUAUGGAAGGUGGUGCAUUGACGGAUGUCAUCGACAACAAUCCUGUGAUCACUGAAGACCAGAUUUCCACCAUCUGCUUCGAAACCUGUAAGGGAUUGGCACAUCUGCACAGUCAAGAUAUCAUUCAUCGUGAUAUCAAGUCCGACAACGUCCUCCUGGAUCGUGUUGGAAAUGUCAAGAUCACUGAUUUCGGCUUUUGCGCCAAGCUGACCGAGUCCAAGUCGAAGCGUGCUACCAUGGUAGGCACGCCGUACUGGAUGGCACCCGAGGUGGUCAAGCAGAAGGAGUAUGGUCCCAAGGUCGACAUCUGGUCGCUCGGUAUCAUGGCGAUCGAGAUGAUUGAAUCCGAACCACCCUAUCUUAAUGAAGAACCGCUCAAGGCAUUGUUCCUCAUUGCCACCAAUGGAACUCCUCGUUUAAAGAAUCCGAACAAGCUCAGCCGGGAGCUCAAGGCAUUCCUCAGCGUCUGCCUCUGUGUGGAUGUCAAGAGCAGAGCCGCGGCGGAUGAACUUCUUCAACACGACUUCAUGCGAAAUGGUUGCAGUCUGGCUAGUCUGGCAGAAAUGUUGAGGUGGAAGAACAACUCCGGCAAAUAA
Messenger RNA from Endocarpon pusillum Z07020, 2673 nucleotides. RefSeq lists its product as uncharacterized. Gene Ontology annotation, molecular function: ATP binding; protein serine/threonine kinase activity. Gene Ontology annotation, biological process: protein phosphorylation; intracellular signal transduction; regulation of MAPK cascade. The coding region runs from base 1 to 2673 and encodes 890 amino acids. The transcript is spliced from 4 exons. Gene Ontology annotation, cellular component: cytoplasm. The record is from RefSeq and is a predicted model, not a curated record. Lineage: Eukaryota; Fungi; Ascomycota; Eurotiomycetes; Verrucariales; Verrucariaceae.